ACCGGGAUGUACGAUAUCAGUCGCUCAGCUUAAGCUCUCCAAGUAGUACUACUACCCGCGUUUCGUCGUCCGUCCGUGUACGUGCAGUGUUACAUAGCAUCAAGAUGAAGGUUAUGGUUUGUGCUCUUGUCCUGGCCGCCGUGCUGGCCGUUGCCAACUGUGCCCCGUACCAAAUGAUCCUGCUGGAUGAUGCGGAUCUGCCCAUUGCCCCGAUCCGUGUAGUGCGUAACGCACCGGGUGGACUGUCCGGCGGCGCUGCCAAUGCCGGUGCCCAAUCGUUCAACCAGGGCGGAGGCUUCGGCGGUGGCUUCCCCGGACAUGGUGGUGGUUUCGGUGGACUUUCCGGCUCGGCCGCCAACGCUGGCGCCCAAUCGUUCAACCAGGGCGGUUCGGGCGGGCACGGUGGAUUCCCCGGAUUUGGAGGAUUCUCGGGAUCGGCCGCUAACGCUGGCGCUCAGUCGUUCAAUCAGGGCGGUGGUCAUGGAGGCUUCGGCGGUGGUCUGGCCGGAUCGGCUGCCAACGCUGGCACUCAGUCGUUCACGCAGGGCGGUGGCCACGGAGGCGGUUUCGGUGGAUCGGCCGCCAACGCCGGCGCUCAGUCGUUCACGCAGGGCGGUGGCGGUGGACACGGUGGAUUCCCGGGCUUCGGUGGCUUCUCGGGUUCGGCUGCCAAUGCUGCGUCGCAAACGUUCACACAGGGCGGGCACGGUGGAUUCGGUGGUUUCUCGGGAUCGGCUGCAUCGGCCGGCAGCCAAUCGUUCACGCAGGGUGGUGGCCACGGAUUCGGUGGAUUCUCGGGCUCGGCCGCCAAUGCCGGCGCUCAGUCCUUCUCGCAGGGCGCCGGUGGAUUCCCGGGCUUCGGAGGCGCUAGUGGAUCGGCCGCCAACGCCGGUGCCCAGUCGUUCGGAGGAUAAACGCUUCCAUAAACGCACGGCAUUGUCAAGGCCUUUGGUUUGGCCAAGUAUUACCUCUGCCUCGAAACUGACCAAUUUCCGCACGAACCAGUGUAGGUGAAUGCGUGAAGUUGUAUAGUUUACUGACGUGUGUGUCUUCCCACGCGGGAACGUUAAUUCAGAACCCGAAAAAAGUCUUUGUUCUCGUGGAGUAAAAAUAAAUUAACAAUGUAAAAAGUUA
Messenger RNA from Anopheles merus, 1134 nucleotides. Its product is annotated as glycine-rich cell wall structural protein 1.0-like. The coding region runs from base 105 to 914 and encodes 269 amino acids. The transcript is spliced from 3 exons. Lineage: Eukaryota; Metazoa; Arthropoda; Insecta; Diptera; Culicidae. The record is from RefSeq and is a predicted model, not a curated record.